Molecule: messenger RNA, 852 nt
Organism: Microstroma glucosiphilum
Lineage: Eukaryota; Fungi; Basidiomycota; Exobasidiomycetes; Microstromatales; Microstromataceae
Exons: 3
Coding region: 1-852 (283 amino acids)
Biological process (GO): endoplasmic reticulum to Golgi vesicle-mediated transport
Cellular component (GO): TRAPP complex
Source: RefSeq, a predicted model, not a curated record
AUGGCAACCAAGGCCUACUCCAUCUGGAUCUACGAUCGUCACUGUACCCUCGUCUAUCACCACGACUGGUCACUCUCCUCCAGCUCUGCACUCCAACCAGGCCCCGACCUCCUUCCCGGCGUGAGCAGGAGUAUCGCACACCAGCCCAUCCCUUCCACUUCUACCUCUUCCGCCCCUGGCGCAGCUCCCACUCCUUCCUCAUUAGCAGGUUCCUCAGCACUAGCACUAACGGACCAGGCCAAACUCAUUUACGGUCUCGUCUUCUCCCUGCGUAAUAUGCUCGCCAAGCUCUCCCCCUCUGCACAAGCCACCAGCACUUCCCACUUCAACACCUAUACCACGCCCACCUACGCACUCGGGCACUAUCAGACGGCGUCCAUGUACACAUUCGUCAUACUCACAGACCCCGUCUCACCACCUGUGCGCGCAGGAGCUGGCGGAAGAGGAUCUGGUGCAGGUGCAGCUACAGCAGACGGCUCGAGCUACUCGGUGGGCUCAGGCGGGGGUGGAAUUCCAGGCACGGGAGGAAUGUCCCUCCCUGGUGUUCUUAAGCAAAUCAUCGCGGGUCCGUGGGUGGAAUGGGUAGUCAAGAAUCCCGCAAUGGACUUCCUUGGAGGUGGGUUGGAGACAGAGGAGAUUGAGGACGUAGAUCUAGAUCUGGACGAGGGAGAAGAGGGAGGCGAGGAAGAGCUGACAGAUGGGGCCCAGGAGAGAUCCGAUGUGAGAGGAGAGGUCAGGAGAGUGAUGCGAAGGAGAGGAGUGGACUCGGAUGGGCUGAGGGGAGCGAUUGAGGCGGUGCUCGCACAGAACAAGCUUUCGACGAAUCAUCCGCCGUUACAGAGGGCGGGAUAA